Molecule: messenger RNA, 783 nt
Organism: Bemisia tabaci
Lineage: Eukaryota; Metazoa; Arthropoda; Insecta; Hemiptera; Aleyrodidae
Product: Cytochrome c oxidase subunit 6B
Cellular component (GO): mitochondrion; respiratory chain complex IV
Molecular function (GO): 5'-3' exonuclease activity; 3'-5' exonuclease activity
Source: RefSeq, a predicted model, not a curated record
AGCCUGCUGGGUUCUCUUAAGAUUUGUAAAAGAACCUUUAACUAUGUUUUCCAAUGUUCUGUUAAGCGGCUAGUUGUGUGUUCCCAACAGUAAACAUUUUAAUGUAAAUUCUGAAAUCAUAGGCAAGGCUAAUUAUAAGAUCUCUUACUGAAGUGUAAAGAUUUCUCGACCACAGGACAGAUUCUGAGUGAUGCCAUCUGCCAUCAUGGCUUCCAAAGAGAAAAAGGAAUUUAAGUUUGAAACAGCCCCAUUUGACCCCCGAUUUCCCAACCAAAAUCAAACCAGGCAUUGUUAUCAAAAUUUCGUUGACUACAAACGAUGUGCUAAAGUCAAAGGAGAAGAUUAUGAGCCAUGUCUAUAUUUCAAGAAAGUCUACACAUCACUUUGUCCCCACUACUGGGUCGAAAAGUGGGAAUCGCAAAUUGAGCAAGGUUGUUUCCCCAUGGAAUUGUAAGAAAACCUAGAAGGCAUUUUAAUGUAGGCUUGCUGAAACACUGUAAUUUUAAAUUAUGUAUAAUAUUCUUUAGGUAGCAUUUCUCCUUCUAUUCAAUUUUUUUUUUUUUUUUUUUAAAUUCACUUAUCAUCCUCCGUGCUAAAAGCCAGGCCAUGCUACCCUCACAGCUGUUCCAUGGAUAUAAUUUUUUCCAUCCUCUUAAUAAGGUCUGUGUAUUUAAAUAAGUUUCAAAACUGUUUGGAAACCUUCAGAUAUGUUUCAUUUAAGCUAUAAAUGGUCUCUGUUCCCCUUCAUUGUUUAAAUAAAUGUUCUAUCUGUUUUAUUUUGUA